UAGACACUACGCCGACCCUCUCCGGGGGUAACGUUUCAGUACACCCUAAACCAUCGUCGCGGUUAGAAGAUCCCUCUCGUACCUUCGUACUCGCACGUGCAUACACGCGCACGCAUACAUAUCGUAAGCACGCACCGCAGCGUAAACGCGUGGUAUAUUCAUCCCUUUGUUUACAAUCGCCGGCCUGCGUACUCGCUCCUUUCCAAUUCUAUUCCGCUCUUACGGAGAUCCGCUAAACAUUUCCGUUCCUUUAUACAAUCGUGUUCGAAUGUGAUGUUCGAUUAUAAUCGCGACCGCUUCGUCUUUUGAAGUCUUUGUUCGAUGAAGAUCGGGAUCCUCGAUGAUUUCACGUCGAUGAUUUACGUGUCGCAGCUUUAAUCGCACCCCCAGGAAGUCGCGUACGGUCACGGUCUCGCUCGAAUCCAGCCAGAUUAAACUCAACUCUUGCCCUUCGGGGAAUGGGCAUCACCACUACUACCGGCGUUAAAAUCCAAGCUGCGUGAACGUAAUCGAACACAGUGUCGUGGGAGCGAAAGUGGCGGGUGGUGUGUUUACUGCGGUGGCGGCGAGGGUAUUAUCCUGACGGAACUAAAACUGGUCAGGUCAGUAACACGGGAUGCGACUAAAGUCCUGCCUCGCGACCUUCUAUCUCCUGUUGCUUUCAAUCAUCUCGCCCUAUAUCGCCCCGGCACUUGGUUCCGAUAUACUUCGAUACAAACGUUCGAGAUAUCGUUAUUUUACGGCGGACAACGAUAAUGGCGUAUCGCUGAGCACGGGAGGAAUUCGAUCCACAACGUCGACCUCGAUAGACGAUGCAUCCACAACAGAUUCGGAGUACUGGCACGCUCGUAACACUGGCAAUCCGUGCCUGGAGAAGUAUUGCGGCGCGGGAAGAGAGUGCCAAGUUUCCGUGAACGGCGACAAGAUCGUUGCCGCGUGCGUCUGCGUUCGAAGAUGCACGCGACGGCAUCGACCGAUCUGCGCGAGCAACGGCAGAAUUUAUGCCAAUCGCUGCGAGCUGCAUCGGGUUGCCUGCAACGCCGGCAUGCCGUUAACCACGCGGAGGCUCUCCAGAUGCCUGAGCAAUGGUAAUUACAGCGCGCAAGCACGGAAGGAUUUCUUUUCAUAUCACGCCUCGUCCGAUAGUAAGAACAUCCUGUACACCAAGUCCAAGAAUAAGAUCAAGCAUCAUCCAGCAAGCAUAUCGAUCCCGCAAAAGAAUAGUCACGGUAUCGAGAAGUGUUCGGCACAAGAAUACGAAAUUAUGAAAGACAAUUUGCUUCUGUAUAACCACGCGAGAUUAAUGGCCGAAGAUAAUCACAGUAAGGAAUACUUGGUCAGCAUCAUGUUCUCUCACUACGACAGAAACAAUGACGGUAAUUUGGAGCGAGAGGAGCUCGAACAGAUCGCCGAGGAAGAGAACAUGGAGGAAUUAUGCGCGGGAUGCAAUCUGAGCCAUAUGAUCAGCUACGAUGACACCGACGGUGAUAGCAGAUUGAACGUUAACGAGUUUUACAUGGCCUUCAGCAAGCUUUACAGUGUAUCGGUGGUAUCGUUGGACAAAUCCCUCGAGGUGAAUCACAUAUCCGCGCGAGUAGGUGACAACGUGGAGAUUAAGUGCGAUGUCACCGGAACACCACCCCCGCCCCUGAUCUGGAGACGUUAUGGCACGGAUGUGGAGACCCUUAGCGAGCCGGAGAUUCGCGUAUUCAACGACGGUAGUCUCUAUCUGACAAACGUGCAGUUGGAAUAUGCUGGUAACUACACAUGUCACGCUCUCAGAAAUCAAGAUGUGGUGCAAACUCAUAUGCUCACUAUUUACACUGUACCUGAGGUCAAGGUGACACCACAAUUUCAAUCCAAACGGCCGAAAGGAGCGGCAAAGAUGAAGUGUCAUGUGGUAGGCGAGCCUCUUCCACGAGUACGAUGGCUGAAGAAUGAUAAACCCCUGAGCGAGGAUCGGCCGGACAAGUACGAGGUGAUUGGCAAUGGCACCAAGUUGCUAGUCAGAAAGGUCGAUUAUGCCGACACCGGUGCCUACAUGUGCGAAGCGACAAGUGCUGGGGGAGUUACGAGAGACAUUAGCAGUCUAGUGAUUCAGGAGCAACCUACACCAAUUGCGACAGAAGAGGAACGCAGAUUCUUCUCCUUUCACGAAUGGGGUAUCUUGGUAUACGAGCCGUCUACCUGUCACUCGUUGCAUGAAAUUCGAUCCACAGACAUCAUACCCGGCACUCAGGAAUAUGUCUGCGGACCGAAAAAUGUUCCUUGUUCCUGGGGACGUGCCAUAAACGUCGCUAAUAGAUACGUAUACGUUAGCCAACCGGAGAAGAAUCGCGUGCUUGUAAUUAGCGAGGUGCAGAUGAUGAUAAUCGAUGUAGUGGCUACGGACAAGAAUCCUGUGGAUCUGUGGUACGUACAGAAUCUCGAUUACGUCUGGAUAUUGAAUUGGAGGAGCGAGAUGAACGUUGGCGUCAAGACCGUACAGAUAAUUAAGGAAGCUGCCCAACGAAAGAAACACCAUACCGUACGACCGGAGCCGAUUGAUGCGCAAUUCGAUCUCGUGAAAGGCCUAUAUAUUCCACAGCUGCGAGAUACGAAACAUACAUUCAAAUACGGUUACGUGACCCAUACGAGUCAGCACGGCAUGUAUAAGCUCGACCUGGCCAACAUGAGAUACACUCGUACUGUCAACUUGGCAAGCUAUAACUGCGUGCCAACAAGCGUGGAAUUUUCUGAUCUGUACGGUUUCGUGAUAUUGGGAUGCGAAGAGCCGAUCACCGGUCGUCCGACUGGUCAAGUGUUGUUGGACUAUCUUACUGAUAGCGUUCUUGCUCAUAAACCGAAUAUCCUGGGGAAACCAGCGAUCUCUCCUGAUUCCAGAUAUCUGGUCACUCUCGACAAGCAGGACACCGGUGUCACUCUUGUAGUACAGGAGAUAUUGCCAAACGGAUUAAAAUUCGCAUUCGAUGUAAAAACGACUUUAAAUAUCAGCGAUAUCGCUUUCUAUCCGUCGCAGACGACCCAUAGUUACGAUAUAUACGCCUCAUCAAUAGACAAAGAAGAUAUUCUCUUCCUAGACUUGACUACCGGCAAAGUGGAAAUGAUAACAGGUGUAGGAAAGGCAACACCACCACACCUGACCAAAUGGGGCAAUCCGAAUAGACCUAUAAUACAAAGCGGUAUAUUUGGUCGAUACAUGGUAAGCCCGUCCAACCAGGCACUCUUUGUUCUCAACGGUGAGACCCGCACGGUGAAUUGCGAGAUUGGUGGCCUUAUACAUCCCGGCGCGAUUGUUUGGUUUACUGUUUCACUGCGUUAACGAACGUAGCUACGCGACAACGACAAUACGAGACAUACGUAUAUAAAUUGAACAUAUAGGGAUCGAGUGGGUACCAAAAUCAAUAUCGAGAAAUUUUAGAUGAAAUUAAAAAAUAUAUGUAGAGAUCAACGACGGUGUCAAGAGUGCCUUCAUCUUCCCUAAGUAUUAAUUUUCAUAAUGAAUGUAUCGCACAGGCAUUUCCGCAUUAUGAUUAUAUCAUAUUUGAAAAGAAAACAGCAACACUAUUUCAAAACAAAAUGUAACGAGAUAAAAGAUAAAAUGUAUUAGAUUGUGAUUUUUAUAUUAUAUUUAUAAUCAUAUUUUUAAUUUAUAUCACGAAUUAAUAUAUAAAAGUUUAUAUAUUAUAAUUUUAAUUCCUAUUCUCAUAUAUUUUUUAAUUAAUAAACCAAGUAUUAAUUAAUAAAUCAAUGCGUACUCGAAAAAAAUAUAACAUGUAUAUAAUUGUUACACAUUAACGUUUUAAAUUAUUUAAUUUUAUGUAUAAUCAAAAUAUUAAUUCAAAUAAAAUAUUGAAAGAGUGGAUAUAAAAUAUUGAAAAAAAAUUAUAGUUUUUAAACUAAUCGUUAAUUUAAAAGAAUAAAAAAAUUCAGAACGUCACAGAAGAACAAUUCUUAUCACGCAACACACUCCACUAUAUAAAAUAAUCCGAAUAAAUUAAUGAAAAUUGUUUUUUAUGCGUUAUUCGAGUGAAAUAAAUUAAUUUCAUAAUCUUUUGUAAAAUAAUCCACAUUUUUAGAAUUCGUAAUAAUUAAUGAAAAUAAUAUAUGCACAUUGUUAUCAAUACAUAUCAAAUAUCAACUGUCAAAAUAUUCAAUAUGUAUUAUGUUGCGGACAUAGUUGCUGUUUCCUUAAUUUGCAUCACUCUUCUAAUGCACAUGAAUAAUCUCAAUCAAAAAUCAAUAUAUUUUCAAGAAUUUCAAACUUUGAUUUUUGCAAAUGCUUAAAAAAUGAUCUCUACAUUUAUUCGUAAUGAUUAAAAAAAAGCGACGAUAGGAGAAUGUAUCAUUCUCUUGCAUAUCUGUAUCAAAGCUUAAGAUCUAUCUGUAUUAAAACUUUCAAUCUUUUAUCUAGAUACGAUACAUUCGUUCUGAAAAUAUUUAUCUAGAGAAGAUGAAAACAUUACGCGUGUCAUAAAGUUGAGUAUGUGAGAAUAAUGAAUUAUAGGAAACAAAGGACAAUGAGAUGGCUAUAAUAGAAAAAUGAGAAACAUAACGAAACGCUAUAUAUAACGUAAACAUAACAAAUAUAAAAGAAUAAACAAGCUAUUAUUAAAUGUACAGCGCAUUGAGUAGAACAGAUGCACUCGUAAGAAUGGCCGAUUACGAAAAAUAUAUACUAUUAAAAAAUUCUUUUCUAAAUGGGCGCACAUAAUUUAUAUCUGUUUCUAUUAUUUAUUUACUAUAUUUUGUUUAAAUUGCUAAUCGCUAUAUUUCUGCACGCAUAAAUAUACAAAACGAUUUUAUAUCUGUAUUGUUUAGAUUAAACAUCAUACUAGAAUGCUAGUUGUAGGCCUUUUGUUGCAAGUGCAUUUAACUGUCAUCUGCUGUACAUUAUUUUGCAUAGAAUAAAAAAAUUAUGUAUGUUAUUAUAUGUAUUUCGAUAAAAAUGUGUGAUUACCUUAGGAUACCAUUAGUAACAAUUAGUCCAAGAGAAUUCAUUGUAGAGAUUAGAAGGCCAAGUCUGCUAGAUUCGCGUCUUAUGAAAAAAUUGUAAGACGGCGAUAGUAAGGUUCUUUUAUAUCAGAAAAAAAAGAAAAAGAAACGUGAGAAACCUCUCCUCCCACGAGUUGGUUUUACAAUAAAUAAAACUUUGAAAACCGUUUCUGAUUGCGCGUAUAUACAUACAUAUAUAAUAAAGUUACAACAUAGUAUAUCAAAACAAUUUAUAUAGUAAUCCGCACGUGAAACAUCAGUAUUAUAUCGAUGCUGCGCUGAUACGGGCGCAUGUUGAACUGCGAUUAGUAUCUUGUAAUAAAAUUGCAAUAUAUAACUAAUUUAAUAAAUAAUCCAUAAACGUAA
Messenger RNA from Cataglyphis hispanica, 5361 nucleotides. It is a transcript of the gene Fstl5, whose product is annotated as follistatin-related protein 5-like. Gene Ontology annotation, molecular function: cell-cell adhesion mediator activity; calcium ion binding. The transcript has 17 exons. Gene Ontology annotation, cellular component: axon; plasma membrane. NCBI's taxonomy places the organism in Eukaryota, Metazoa, Arthropoda, Insecta, Hymenoptera, Formicidae. Gene Ontology annotation, biological process: dendrite self-avoidance; homophilic cell-cell adhesion; axon guidance. Bases 617 to 3322 code for a protein of 901 amino acids. The record is from RefSeq and is a predicted model, not a curated record.